Triplophysa dalaica is the source of this 9651-nucleotide messenger RNA. RefSeq names its product CDC42 binding protein kinase alpha (DMPK-like) a (gene cdc42bpaa). The transcript has 39 exons. Gene Ontology annotation, molecular function: protein serine/threonine kinase activity; ATP binding. NCBI's taxonomy places the organism in Eukaryota, Metazoa, Chordata, Actinopteri, Cypriniformes, Nemacheilidae. Bases 930 to 6404 code for a protein of 1824 amino acids. The record is from RefSeq and is a predicted model, not a curated record. Gene Ontology annotation, biological process: actomyosin structure organization; peptidyl-threonine phosphorylation. Gene Ontology annotation, cellular component: cytoplasm; actomyosin; cytoskeleton.
AUCAUUCCUCAAACACAUUGACUAAGAGGCGGCGAGCAGAUGAGACACAAUUACCCCCGUCACCCUUCAUCCACACUAUCACCGCCAUCAUCCUCCUCAUCUCCAUCACCACCAUCACCAUCAUCCGACGGACUUUAUCCCGCGCCCAGGACUUAUUUCAUACGGAAUUAUCCACGAAAAAGGACCAAAACUGUGAAAAACGAACCGAUACUUACGGUGCCUUGGAAGAACUUCGCUAAACUCACUUUCGUCGGAUAUAAACAUACACGAUCUAUCUUAUCCGCACAUGUUAUUCCCGCAUCACAUUUGAGCUGCAUGUCAUGUUAGUUUCUUGGGUUUUGAGGGAAAUUUCCCACAGGACGAGCUAAAAUCUGUUAGCCUGUUAGCCGAACGUCUUUAUUAGCCGGAUCAUUAGCAUCAGUUAUUUUAACCCAUUAAAGUUGAUCAAAGUGGAGGUAUUUUUAAGUCUACACGGUUGACAUGACUUGACACUAGUAUUUACUUAUGUUAAUACGUGUUUUAUAUAAGAGAUAAACAGUCAACAGACAUUGUGUCGCGAGAUGAUGUUCAGCUAGUUAGCUCGAGUGGCUACUGAAAUAGGCAGCAAAUAUUUACAAAAGACAAAGUAUUAUUUUCUUAAAAUAUAAACAUACACGAGCUUUGUGGGCAAGUGGUUUAAAUUGUUAGUUUAUUUCUACAUUGGUUUGUUAAGCCUCUGUGACACUUGAGUUUAUCUCUAAAAUAAAAAUGUAGUGAAAAGUUUGAGUAUGAACAUAACAUAAGUUUUGAAAAGAAUGCAGAUUAUAGAUUUAGUGUCAUGAUGGGGCUAUAAGUGUUCAAAGAGCCGCUUCACGGAUUUGCUUUGGUCUCCACUAACACACAAAGAGAACUGUAUUAAACAUUUUGAGCUGUCACUCUGGUUUUGAACCAUGUCUGGAGAAGUGCGUUUGAAAAAGUUGGAAAAACUCAUCCUGGAUGGUCCUGUCCAGUCUAAUGGACAGUGUUUUAGUGUGGAAAGCCUUCUGGAUGUUCUCAUCUGUCUAUAUGACGAUUGCAUCAACUCCCCACUCAGAAGAGAGAAGAAUAUAGCCGAGUUUUUAGAAUGGGCCAAGCCGUUCACCUCUAAAGUGAAGCAGAUGCGACUGCACAAGGAGGACUUUGAAAUCCUGAAGGUUAUUGGUCGAGGAGCUUUUGGGGAGGUAGCGGUUGUAAAGGUGAAAAGUUCGGACAAAGUGUUCGCCAUGAAGAUCCUCAACAAGUGGGAGAUGUUGAAAAGAGCAGAGACGGCGUGUUUCCGGGAGGAACGGGACGUGCUGGUGUACGGGGACUCUCAGUGGAUUACCACUCUGCACUACGCCUUUCAGGAUGAGAACUUCCUGUACCUGGUUAUGGAUUACUAUGUGGGGGGUGACCUCUUGACCCUGCUCAGUAAAUUCGAGGACCGUUUACCUGAGGAAAUGUCGCGGUUCUACCUGGCGGAGAUGGUGCUGGCCAUUGAUUCUGUGCAUCAGCUCCAUUACGUCCACAGAGACAUCAAACCGGACAACAUUCUCUUGGAUGUGAACGGACACAUUCGUCUGGCAGACUUUGGCUCCUGUCUUAAACUCGCGGAGGAUGGAACGGUGCAGUCCUCUGUUGCCGUGGGAACACCUGACUACAUCUCUCCAGAGAUCCUGCAAGCCAUGGAGGACGGGAAAGGGAAAUACGGCCCUGAGUGCGACUGGUGGUCUUUGGGGGUCUGUAUGUAUGAGAUGCUGUAUGGAGAAACUCCUUUCUAUGCCGAGUCGCUGGUGGAAACUUACGGCAAGAUUAUGAACCAUAAGGAGCGGUUCCAGUUCUCCGCCCAUGUUACAGAUGUCUCGGAGAACGCCAAAGAUCUGAUCCGAAGGCUGAUCUGCAGCAGCGAACACAGGCUGGGUCAGAAUGGCAUCCAGGACUUCCAGCAGCAUCCCUUCUUCUCCGGCAUCGACUGGGAGAACAUCCGCAACUGCGACGCUCCAUACAUCCCAGAAGUCAGCAGUCCGUCGGACACAUCAAACUUUGACGUGGAUGAUGACUGCCUCAAAAACACGGAGGCAAUACCGCCUCCUUCCCACACCGCCCUCUCUGGACGCCAUCUGCCUUUUGUGGGUUUUACCUACACCAGUAACUGUACGUUGUCAGACCGUGGCUGCCUGCAGGGGUCCGAAUCUCCUGCGCAAAUGGACGUGUGUGUGCAGCGCGGUCUGGAAGACAGCCUGGCCACCGAGGCGUAUGAACGACGAAUCCGCCGUCUGGAGCAGGAGAAACUGGAGCUCGGUCGCAAACUCCAAGAGUCCACUAAGGCGGUCCAGGCUUUGCAUUACACAAGCACGGACGGACCGGUUUCUGCCAGCGGAGAGUUUGAGGUCCGGGGACUGAAGGAGGAGAUCGAGACCCUGAGGAAACAGAUCACAGACGCAGGACAGGUCCAGCAGCAGUUAGAUCAGUCCGGUUCUGCCCGCAGGGAUCUUGAAGAAUCCUCCAAACAGAUUCACUCUCUAGAAAAACAGCUGAAGAACUUGAAGCAGGAUAGAGACGAUGUACAGAAGAGCCUGCAGGAGUCUAUGGAGAAGCAGAAAUGUCAGGGUAAAGAGCUGAAAGAGGCCGACAGCCAGAGGAAAGUGGCCGUGCAGGAGUUCAGCGAGGUGAGCGAGAGAGUGACGGAGCUGCGAUCACACAAACAACGUCUCUCGCGACAGCUCCGGGACAAAGAGGAGGAGAUGGACGCUCUCAAUCAGAAAGUGGAGGCCCUGCGACUGGACGUGCGCAAAGCUGAGAGAGCCAAGAAAGAGAUGGAAGCUCAGGCUGAAGAAUGGUCCGCCGAGGCUCAGAAGGAGAAGAAGUUGAGAGAACGCAGCGAGCAGUACAGCAGACAGCUGGAAGAGGAGCUGGAGGGAACCAAGCAGAAGCAUGUGGGCCGUUCUCCAGGCGUCAGGACCUCAGAGCACAACAAGGAGCUCAGUAAACUACGAGCGGACCUGGACAAGAAGACCGUGUACUAUGAGGAAGAGCUGUCACGCAGAGACCUCCAGCACGCCAACGAACUGAAGAACCUCCAGAAAGAACUGCGAGAGGCCGAGGGACGGCAACUCGCUCUGAAGAAAGAGAUCAUGAUGCUGAAGGAUAAGGUGGACAAGACCCGUAGAGAGAGUCAGAGCGACCGAGAAGAGUUUGAGAGCGACAACAAGCAGAAGUACGAGAGAGAGAGAGUCCUGCUGAUGGAGGAGAACAAGAAGCUCUCCAACGAGCUUGACAAGAUGACGUCCGCGUUUGAGAAGCUGAGCUGUAGUAAUAGACAGCUGGACGAAGACAUGAGAGAACUGGCAGAUAAGAAAGAGAGCGUCACCCACUGGGAAGCCCAGAUCACCGAAAUCAUUCAAUGGGUCAGCGAUGAGAAAGACGCUCGGGGAUAUCUGCAGGCGUUGGCCACUAAGAUGACCGAGGAGCUGGAGGGCCUGAGGAGCGCAAGCCUGGGAGCACGAGCUACUGAAAUGCCGUGGAAGAUGAGACGCCUGGCUAAGCUGGACAUGUCCGCUCGUCUUGAGCUUCAGUCUGCGCUGGACGCUGAGAUCAGAGCCAAACAAACCAUUCAGGAAGAGCUGAAUAAAGUGAAAGCAUCUCUCAUGGCCACUGAGUGUAAGCUGGAGGAAUCUGAGAAGAGUAACCAAGAGCUCAACGCAGAUGUCCAGAGACUCAAACAGGAGAUGGAGAACCUGCAUGCGUCAAAAGGCGUCAAGCACCAAGACUCCCACAAUUCCUUUCUGGCAUUCCUCAAUGCUCCAACCUCUGCACUGGAUCAGUUUGAUCAAACCUCUGCGAGUGGCUCGGCUGGUAAAGGCAGACACAUCGACUCCAUGGAUAACUUCAGUCUGUCCAUCGCUCCUUCAUGUAAAGAUGAUGGACAGUCCCAGGUCACGUCCCACUCUCGAUCGCCCUCGACCACCAGUGAUGUUGAGCCCCAAGAGCAGGUGGAUCGACCGCAGCCAAAAGCACAAACUCCAUCGCCAUACAGCAGCUCAGAACGUAACACUCCUAAACCAAAGGCGCAUCAGUUUAUUGUGAAGUCCUUCACUACAACCACUAAAUGUAGCCAGUGCACAUCUCUGAUGGUGGGACUCAUCCGACAGGGCUGUACGUGUGAAGUCUGUAACUUCUCGUGUCAUGUGACCUGUGCGGAUAAAGCCCCCGCCGUGUGUCCUAUUCCACCGGAUCAGACCAGAGGGCCGCUGGGUAUCGACCCACAGAAGGGCAUCGGAACGGCCUAUGAGGGCCACGUUAGGGUUCCAAGGCCUUUGGGUGUGAAGAAGGGCUGGCAGAGAGCCAUCGCGGUGGUCUGUGACUUCAAACUCUUCCUGUAUGAUCUCCCAGAGGGCAAAGCUGUUCGGCCUGGUGUUGUGGUGAACCAGGUCAUUGACAUGAGGGACGAGGAGUUCUCAGUUAGCUCAGUUUUAGCAUCUGAUGUCAUUCAUGCCAACAGGAAGGACAUUCCCUGCAUCUUUAGGGUGACAGCGUCGUCCUGCAUGCGGCAGAAAUGCUCCUUCUUAAUCCUGGCAGACAGUGAUCACGAGAGAACAAAGUGGGUGGGGCUUCUGAACGAGCUGCAUCGCCUCUUAAAGAAGAGCAAACUGAAGGAGCGCUUUGUUUAUGUGCCUAAAGAGGCGUAUGACAGCGCCCUGCCUCUCAUUAAAUCUACACAAUCUGCUGCUAUUAUAGAUCAUGAGAGGAUAGCGCUGGGCAAUGAGGAGGGCUUGUAUGUUAUUCAUGUUACCAAAGACGAGAUCAUCAAGGUAGGAGACAAUAAGAGGGUCCAUCAGAUCGAGCUGAUUCCCUCCGAGCAGCUCAUCGCUGUGAUAUCGGGCCGGAACGGUCACGUGCGUCUCUACCCCAUGGCGGCCCUGGACGACCGCGAGAUCGAAUUCCACAAGAUAGCCGAGACCAAAGGCUGCCAGACUUUGGUUUCCGGCACGUUCAGACACGGCUCUCUCACCUGUCUGUUUGUGGCCAUGAAAAAAACCGACAAGGUGAUGUUCUUCGAGCUCAAUAAGAGUAAAACACGUCACCGGAAGCUCCGGGACAUAACGGUCCCCGGCACGGUGCAGUGGAUGGGACUGCAGGGCGAGAAGCUCUGUGUGGGGUUCCCUUCCGGGUUCCUGCGAUAUGACCUGCAGAGAGACGGAGCUCCUAUCAGCCUCCUCCAUAAGGACGACCACACGCUGGGCUUCAUCGAGAAUCUGAACCUGGACGCGAUCUGUGCCGUGGAGAUGUCCCACAAAGAGCUGCUCUUGUGUUUCAACAGCAUCGGCGUGUACGUGGACUGUCAGGGCAGACGCUCGCGUCAGCAGGAGCUGAUGUGGCCGGCCACGCCCACUGCUUGCCGUUAUAGCGCACCUCAUCUGUCAGUGUAUAGUGAGAAUGCGGUGGACAUAUUUGACGUCAACACUAUGGAGUGGAUUCAGACCAUGCCUUUGAAAAAUGUUCGUCCUAUGAACGCUGACGGCUCUUUGAACCUGCUGGAGUUGGAAACCGUACGUCUCAUCUACUUCAAAAACAAGACUGCAGAAGGAGAUGAGCUGGUGGUUCCAGAGACGUCAGAUAACAGCCGCAAACAGCUGGUGAGAGUCAUGAACAGCAAACGCCGCUUUUCCUUCCGCAUACCCGAGGAGGAGAGACUCCUGCAGCGGAGGGAGAUGUUGCGUGACCCGGCGAUGAGGAAUACGUUGAUAUCAAACCCCACCAACUUCAACCAUGUGGUUCACAUGGGCCCCGGGGACGGAAUCCAGAUCCUGAAAGAUCUGCCAGUGCCUGGUUCUCCUCUCCCCUCACCUCGUCUGCACCUUAUCUCCGCUCCUACCCUCUUUGAGCAUGUCCAUCACAUGACCGUCACCUCUGCAGACCACUUCCUGUCCCGGGACUCUGCCCACUCCCCGUCCCUCAGCUCCGCCCCCGGGACCCCCGCUUCCAUCUGCUCUCUGAACGUGCGUCCACCGGAGAGCCGUGGUGUUCUGGGUGCAUCCGUCAGUAUCCCCUCCAUCAGUAAAACCAGACCUGAGCCGGGCCGAUCUAUGAGCACCAGCUGUGGACUGGGCACACGCUCCUCCUCUCAAAAUGGCAACGCGCUGAGACGUGACUUUCCCGUAAGUAACUACGGCUCCACCAAGCGUCAGAUGACGUCACCCUCUGAUGGUUCGCUGUCGUCUGGAGGUGGAAUGGACUGCGGUGGAGACGCCCCCCUCUCCCAGUUUGAUAGAGAGGAUUCGGACUCGCCGCGUCACUCCACUGCCUCCAACAGCUCCAACCUGAGCAGCCCGCCCAGCCCGUCCACGCCAAACAAGAGCAAGACUCGGUCCCUGGAUCGCAGAGAUCACCUCGACUGGGAGACAUGAGAGGUACACCCCCCCCCCCCCCGAACUGUUACGCAACGGCCAAGAGUCGACUCCUUAAACAACAUCCUCCCACACACCACAGGUGUGCGUCUGUGUGUGGUGUUGUGUGCACAUGAUUCUACGAGACGAGAUCACAGUGCACCUUACAAGCCUGUUACUGUUGACCUACUUUUCCUUCGUCUGUGACGGAUCGGGAUUCCAGACCACUGUCGCUCUCCUUUCACCCCAGAUCUGCACGGGGUCAGAAAAGCUUUAACGUCCAUUUUUGUCCCUGUAUGUUAAGUGUGCCUCCUUUUACAAAAACGUACGAAAGAUAUCAGACACUUUGUUAUCGGGGAUCAAAACCGUUCCUAGCAUUCCAGUCUGUGAUGAAUUGUAAAGAUUUAUGUAAGAAACCCAACAGCUAGAGCGCCCCCCGGCUGUCACACUACAGCGUAACACCACCUCUGUCCUCCAGUGCCAUACUGACCGUCCCACGCAAAGCUCCCAUUAUUCUGAGUUCAGUCCUGUAAAUAGAGUUAAAGUAGAGUAUAAUAUAUAAUGAAAUCACAACACUAUUCUGUUGCUAAAGAAGCGUGAGAAAUCUUUCCUUGUAUUGUCUGUGUCAAGAUUUUGUUUUUAUUUGUCAAUAUAAGCAUUCUUUUCUACUUCUGUGUGAUUCCACUGACACAAGGAGCUAAAAUAAUGUGCGGGGGGAACACUAAACAAACAUCGGCUCUCAUUCACCAAACAAAAGAACCAAUCGUUCUCAGUCAUUUUCCUCAUUGAAUGUGAUGUCCGCAGGGCAGCGGCGAGUGAUUUACACAAAUCCUUCUUCUGGUGUUUCAUGAAUGAGAGCCAUUGUGUGCGGCUUAUGAGAAAACAAUGAUGUAAAAUACAUAUUAUACAGACGCAUGUACAGUUAAACAAUAACGUAAAUAAGCUGAAUGUAACAGAAUCACUGCAAGCCUUUGUUGUUUCUUCCUCUGUUACUGAAGCAAUAAUGCUGUUUCCAAAGAGUUUUGUUAAAUAAUUAUUUGUGUUUGUAUUAUAAUUCUUUUAGUAUUUAGGUUUUUGGUGUUUUAAAGGGGUUUAUUUGUUUGUUUUUUCCAAGAACCAAACUUUGCCUACAUGAGUAGAUAGCAUGUAAUGUAGUUUCAGAAAGCGUGGCAUAAGAACCCUCAUCAGAUGAAGCUCCACAUUCAAUAAGCUCUGAUGUUUGACUCACUGGUGCACGCGGCUCACAGCGGCAGGAGAGAAGCUCAUUCAAUAUUGACACUGAUUUAGAGAGAAUGUACAGUGAUGGUGCUGUAUUCAUGUCUGAAAACUCCCCUGGAUGUCAAAAUACCUCAAAUCACAGAGUCAAACCAUCACGAAUAUAACCUCAACUGAGUCUCAACAGCUUUCACUGGUUUCAGAUACAACAUUAAAGGAGUAGUUCACCUUCAAAAUAAAAGUUCAUGAUCAUUUAUUCACCCUCAUGUCAUCCAAGAUGUUUAUGUGUUUGUUUCUUUAGUGGAAAAGAAAUGAGGGCUUUUGAUGAAAAUAUUCCAGGAUUUUUCUCAAUAUAUGCUGAACUCCAAACGCUUGAAGGUGAAAAUGACAGUUUCAGUUUAGCUUUAAACCAGACCAGACCAUGAAUAAAGGUCUUUUAUAGAGAAACCAUCUGUCUUUUAAAAAUAUAUAUAUAUUUCUUUUCGACUAAAGAAACAAAUACAUAAACAUGGGGGUGAGUAAAUUAUCCUGUAAGUGUAUUUUGAAAGUGAACUACUCCUUUAAAUCAAGCGUUUGAGUUCAGAAGACAAACCGCUGCUUGUGAUUUAUCUCACAUCUGAAUCAUUUGAAUUAAAUUACAGUCGUUCUUUUGAGGGCAUCUGCAGAUCCAGACCUGUAAUCUCUACACUGUUUAUUAGUCCAAAAUGUUCCAGGUUGUUCCUUAAAGUGAUACUUUAAUUAAAAUUUAAAACAGAGUCUUAUUUACUUAACCGUUUGCCAUUCUUAACCCAAAAACAUGUUUUUUUUUCCUGGAAACACAAAAGCUGGCUCUUAGUUUUUAUUCAGUUUAAUGAUGUAAUGUAGUGUAAAAUGCACAUGACAUGACUUGUGCUUAAGUUUAUUAUAGUUCAAAUGCUUAAUAUUAUAUGACCAAAUGAAAAAAGUAACAACAUGAAAAACACCAAUAAAGAUAAGAGGUUUUCAAAAGAUAAUUUUGUUUGAGGAAUAUGCAGAAAUGUAAUUAUUCAACAUUUUCUAUCACCUUUUGUGUUUUAUUGGUGAUGAAAACCUCACAUGGGUUUAGAAUCAUGAGGUUAAGUAAAUAUUGAAGAUUUUUUUUCAGUUUACUUUUACUGUAAUGCAUGCAGAAAUCUUAAUGAUCAUGUGUAUUGAUGCACAUUCAUGUACAGAGAUGAUGUGUUUGAGACCUGUGGUCAUACGAACGGCUUUUCCAGAACUGAUUCUUGUAUUUCCAGCGUUUCCUGUGUUUUAUUAUUCAAACACUAUGAAAGCAUCACUGUGGACCACUCCUGAAAACAUGGCACAUCUUUGCGAUCCCUCUCGCAAUCCGUGUGGUAUUUGGGAACUUUAGUUAUACGUUUGUGGUAUUAUUCUGUGAUCGUAUUCAUCCGAUAAUUCAUAUUGCAAGUUAAGAUCAUGGAGGUUGUCUUUUUAAUAAGGUUGUAACGGGUUGGAGAGAAUUUGCCAGGGUUAUGGUAUUAACAUGAACAGGAAACCUGUUUGAAAUGUUUCUCAGGUAUGUCAGAAGAACCAAUGAUUUUUUUCUAUCGCUUGGAGGAAUUGUGUGUUUUUAUCAUUAGGACUGUUACAACGAAUAGAUGAAUUAAUAGAGGGGAGGUGCCUUAGUUUUUUAGGUGCAUGUGAACCUGUUCUGAUGAGAACGAUGACUUGGUGAUUUCAAGACACGUCACAGUCGAGUGUCACGAGUUUUUUUUUUCCGCCUUUGCAGUGAAUUGCUGUUUCAUAUCAUGCUGUUGUAUUUUUUUGUAAGAAUCUGUACAGGUUUGCAUGGCACAGGUGUAAUCGUGACUGUUUUUAAGAUUUCCAGACUGGUUUUAUGUGUUUAUUUUCUGGACCUGUGUGGUGUCAAUGAUUGGGAUGUGACAGAAUUAUCCCAUAACUGCAAUGUAAACUGUUUUCAUUUUCCUUUGUUUGCACAGACGUAUUUAAGGUGACAUAUUUGUAUUGGUUUCGGACAUCACUUUUCACAUUCUCUGACUGAUAUUUUAAUAAAAUGGGAAACUGUUUUGAA